Messenger RNA from Cokeromyces recurvatus, 1092 nucleotides. RefSeq names its product A1 cistron-splicing factor. The coding region runs from base 1 to 1092 and encodes 363 amino acids. Gene Ontology annotation, biological process: spliceosomal tri-snRNP complex assembly. The transcript is spliced from 7 exons. Lineage: Eukaryota; Fungi; Mucoromycota; Mucoromycetes; Mucorales; Mucoraceae. The record is from RefSeq and is a predicted model, not a curated record.
AUGGAUCAAGAUCUUGCAAAUAAAUUAUUUGAAGUAGGAGCCUUUGUACUUUUUUUAGAUGCACCAGCUAAUUUAGAAUUUGGUAUUGAUUACAAUGCUUGGACGAUUGGGCCCUUAUUUAAAGGUGUCAAAUUGAUUCCACCUGGCUUACAUUUUAUUUAUUUUUCAACUACAAGUAAAGAGGGUAAGGAAGGAAUUAGAACAGGUUUCUUUCAUUUUUUCGAAUCACGCGAGAUCCUUGUUAGACAAUGGAAUCCACAAAUUGAGGAUAUACGCGAUGAGUCAGAGUUAGACCCUAAUCAAGUUGAACGUUUAAGAUACAACAUUCGAGAAUUUGAUCGUAACAUGGGACCCUAUCCUUUAGAUCCUCCAGUUUAUUAUGAACGAUGGAAGAAAUUAACCAAUUAUAUAACCCCAGGACUUGUUCGUCGUAUUCUUCCUAAUAACGGUAAAGUAAGUCAUCUUCCUGACAAAUCGGCGAAUUUAAAUCCAGAGAAUGAUGUAGCCAUAGCUAAAGAUAAACGAUUGGGUAAAGCAAUUGAAAAGGAAGAAGGUAUGGAAUUUACCGAUUUUGAUCUUCGCAGAUCAUUUCCUAAGGGAGCCACAGGUGAAGAAGUGACUCGUUGGAGCUUAGAUAAAUCAUGGCUAGCACGUGAAUUAUUAAAAAAAGUGUAUCAUCAUGAUUAUCAAGUCAUGCUGGGUGAAUUACAACUUGCUUUUGUGUGCUUAUUAAUGGCACAAAACUUUUCAGGAUUUAAUCAAUGGAAGAAUCUUGUGCAUCUUUUAUGUUCUUGUACUGAAUUGAUUGAAGAAAAACCAGAUAUGUUUAUAGACUUUAUGGAUGUAUUACAAUUUCAGUUGAAUGAAUGUCCUGAAGAUUUUUAUCGUGAUAUUCUUUCUGAAAAUAACUUUACAAGUGUUAUGUUGAAGACUUUUCAAAGAAACAUUCCUACAUCAAAUGAAAGUUUGUUAAAGCGAUAUAAAAAGCUAAAGAAGUUUAUUCAAGUAAAAUUUGACUGGGAGAUACCAGGUGAUGAAGGAAGUGAAGAAGAAGAAGAAGAAGAAGAUGCGCCUGUAAUAGUUGAUUUAUAA